CACUUGCACGCGGUGAGGGACCGGCGGGACCGUACAGCUCGCCGCCGUUUCGGCGGAGCUGUGGAAGGAGCCUGAGGGCGAGGAGGCCGGGUAGCCGCACGACGCGGCGUAGUAGGUCCUGCCGCCGUUGCUCCGGGGUACUCCCGUUCCGCCGGAGCCGGCCCGCGAGGCCUUCCUUCUUCCUGGAUCAACCGAGCCAUCGAGAAGUUUAUGCAGCAAUUCUGAUUGUCGUUUCAGCUACAAGAGCAGUGUCAUGGAGAGGUGAAUAGAAUUAAAAGCGAAGGUGCUCAGAAAUAUCAUGGAUGGGUUAUCGGUGUUUCAUGGAAAGUGGCAUUGUUUUGUCCUUGUUUAGUCUCAUGGUGUUCUGGCGAGUGGUUUAUUGUGUCCUGAUAGUUGCAGCCUUUAAACUUUGUCAACAAUUUGGUAUUUGUUGGUUACUGCAUAAUGUCUUUACAAUAAAUGGUUAAUGGAACUGUGUGAUAAUUUCCCUGGACUACGACACCCUCGUUGGAGUACAUGACUUGCUGAGUCAAGUCAUGAGCAACUCUAUCAGACUAUCACUACCUCCUCUACCUAUCUUGUUGACCCCUAGGGUUUAGAGUGUCUGGCCUUCGUGCUUAGCUUCAGACUCUUUAUAUUGACAUCUAGGGUCCACCUUUCCAUUAAUGAUAGCAAAGUUGUUGGCUUCCAUGGUGCCUUUAAUUUGAUGUAGGGCAUGAUGGUGGACUGGGUUUGCACUUUGCACCUUUGUCAAGUCUCUAAUAGGGGGCGGCAUUGCAUCCAAGGGUUCCAUUACCAAAGAAGCAACAGAGUUACAAAAAGUUCAAAAGUACAGACCUCAACUAUUAACUGGUGGCCUGGAGACUUACCAAAUAAAAGAUGAUCCCUCCGAGACUUACAUUGAGAGCGUGCUAGGUACUAUACUCCAUAUUCCAUACUUCUGGGAGUACUUGCUCAUUCACACGCCAGGCAAGCAAGAUGAGCAGCAGCGCCUUUGGAGUAAGCAGCGUGCAGUUGUGGGUGAUGGUGGCGACGCUGCUGCUGCUGGCCAAGUUCGCCAUCGGCUCCAUCGGGCCCUGGAUCUUCUCAUCCCGGCGGUUGAUAGCUCCCCUCGUUCGAUUGCUGCAUGUCCUCAACCAUUACGCGGUGAUCUACACCCUCGGGCUCAUGCAGCCCUCUUCCUCCCACCACGCCGACGAUCCAAGCGUCCCAAGCGUGGCCGAAUUCUUACAGGUAUGGGCUGUUCUCAUAGUGACCAUGCAGGACAGCGUCAGCAUCGGCCGGCCAUACAAGACCAAGGAGAUGACCCUGAUCGACCUGCUAUCCUCCGUGUGGUCGGCCAACCAAAUCAGAGUGCGCACACGGGCAAGGCUCGCCGCGCCUCUCUGGAUCAUCUGGUGCAUUCACGCCUCCCGCGUCGUCUGGCACUAUGUCUCCACCAUACGCGCCACGAACGCCAGCCUCGACAACGUCAAGCUUGUCAGCGAUUACAUGAUGACAUCGCAGCACACCGACGACGACGAUGCCUGCCCCAGCACCAUGCGUGGAUACAGGUACAUCGUCGUCUGGGAAGAUGAACAGAUGAUGGAGGUCAGCGGACCACCCGGCUUCACGCUUGAGAUGAAGCUGACGGGACCCAAGGCCGCUCAGCUCCUGACCGUGGACAAGGUAUGGGAGCAAGCCCAAGACAAGGACGACAGGCUGCUGAGCAGGACCGCGGACAGAGACAACAUGUUCAAGGACGUGUGCCUCUCCUUCGCCCUGUAUAAACUGCAGCGCCGCCGGUUCUACAACUUCCCCGUUGCCGAGGCCGCGCACCCAGCCACGCGGCGGCUCGUCUCCGACGCCAUCUUGGAGGAGGGUGCUGACGGGACCUACGAGCGGGCGCUCCGCAUCACCGAGGUAGAGCUGUCCUUCCUCCACGCCUCUUUCUACAGCAGGCACGCCGUGGUGUUCUCCGGGGGCUUCCCGUGGGUGCAGCUAGCUCUGUCACUGCUCGUGACUGUGGCUGCACUGUACCUGGCCUGUGCUGUUGGCGACAUACCCAGCACUGGUAAUAUUGUAGCCGGCAAGAGGGAAAGAGUCGUGAGAAUUACUCACGGAGCGCUCUUCACGUACCUCGUCAUCGCCAUCGUCGUCUGCCGGGAGCUCGGGGAGGUCAGCAUCUAUGUGCUGUCGCAGUGGACCAAGGUAUGGAUCAUCUGCCACUACAUCAAGCUGAAAGGGUGUCAAGGGAGGAUCAAGGCGGCACGGCAACUGAUGAUGGAGAUGGUGGCGAGGAUCAUGUUCCGAGUCAUCAGGGGAGGCCAGUGGGGUCGACAGAUUCGCCAGCAUAACCUACUAGCAAGGCCGUCCACGCUAGCACAAUUCGCAUGGCCCCUUAUCCUCAGGAAGGUGAAGCUGCAGCGCGAGGCAAAGAGGGUAUUGUUCCAGUCACUCAAGACCCUCAUCGAUACCCCGCUCCCAUCGCCAGAGCCUUCCGCUCAACAACAGAUGAUGAACAGCCUACUGAUGUCGUAUUCCCGCAGUGCAUUCCCAAUCCCCGCUGGCCCCGCGCAAUCACACUCAAAAUUACCCGUCAUCGAGGGUACCGCCAGUGAUCUCGAGGGCGAGACCCACAAGAUUCUGGUCUGGCAUAUCGCCACCAGCCUCUGCCAGAUGAAGAUACUGGAUGAGGCUGGAGAACGCGGCGCCGACCUGUACACCCUGCCGAAGUCGCCGUUCACCGGCGACCUCGCGGCCGUGACGCCACAUUACAUCACCGCGGUAAGCUUGUCCAACUACUGCGCGUACCUGGUGACGCAGGGGCUGGUGCCUGACAACGGCCUCGUCGCCAACAAGGUCUUCCACGCCGUGUCUGACGAGGUCCGCGAUGCCUUGCGCGGGUGCAGCACAAUGACAGAGAUCCGGAACAAACUGACUGUCACUCCUGAAAACGGCGCGGCGACGACAAUCCUCGGGAUGGGCGCGCAGCUGUCGGAGAAGCUCAUGUCCUUGUACAAGAGGGACGACGAGCUGUGGGAGCGCCUGGGUAGGUUCUGGGCAGGGUUCCUGCUGCACCUGUCGGCGUCUACGAGGGCGGCCAAGCACAGGAUACAUCUGCAAGGGCGUGGGGAGCUCACCACGCUCCUCUGGGUGCUGCUGUCGCACGCCGGGUUCCUCGGCAACACCAGCCACGGAGAGCAACUGCUGGACCCGGAAGACCUCAACGACGUCUGCUGAUCAGUGCGCGCGAAUGUGUGUGUGAGCGCUUAGAUCUCGGUUGUCAGUCCCAGAGUAUCUUCACGAAUGACCAAUGAUUCCUUUGUAUUCUAGACUGCUGGUUAGUUUGGACUUCGUGUGGUGUCUUCACCCUAUGAUUUCUUCGUGUUCUAUGUUCAUGUAUGGUCAUCAUAUUUCUGAAUGCUUGUAAGCCAUUGUUAUGUUCUUAUAUAAUGUAUUCACAGCCUCUUACGUACUUUGAAAGGCUGAACUUUGCACUUGA
Setaria italica (foxtail millet) is the source of this 3484-nucleotide messenger RNA. RefSeq lists its product as uncharacterized. Bases 979 to 3222 code for a protein of 747 amino acids. The transcript has 2 exons. Lineage: Eukaryota; Viridiplantae; Streptophyta; Magnoliopsida; Poales; Poaceae. The record is from RefSeq and is a predicted model, not a curated record.